AUGGAGAUCUCCCUGCUGUCCCUGGAGAACGGCGGGGCCAUGACCGUCCGAGGAGGAGGAGGUGAGGCCCGGGGGGGCUGCGGCCAGGUCCCAGCGGGGGAGCUCCAGUGCCCCUCGACGGCCGCGCUCUGCGACGGACCCAGAGGGCCGGCGCCCGGGGGGUGCGGCGCGCCCGGGAGCGCGGAGCCCGGAGCACGGCCUUCGCCCAGGCUGCCCCCGCAGCAGCCGCAGCCGCAUAGACAGGUCCCCCCGUGGGACGAGGAGGGCGAAGGCGACCCCGCCCGGGGCGCGGCGGCGGAGGACGACCCGGUGCCCAGCAGCGCGGCCCCGGCCCUGCACCACCAGCGCGUCCACAUCAACAUCUCGGGCUUGCGCUUCGAGACGCAGCUGGGCACCCUGGCGCAGUUCCCCGACACCCUCCUGGGGGACCCCGCCCGGCGCCUGCGCUACUUCGACCCCCUGCGCAACGAGUACUUCUUCGACCGCCACCGACCCAGCUUCGACGGCAUCCUCUAUUACUACCAGUCCGGGGGCCGCCUCCGCCGGCCCGUCAACGUCUCCCUGGACGUGUUCGCCGACGAGAUCCGCUUCUACCAGCUCGGGGACGAGGCCAUGGAGCGCUUCCGGGAGGACGAGGGCUUCAUCAAGGAGGAGGAGAAGCCCCUGCCCCGCCGCCCGUUCCAGCGCCAGGUGUGGCUCAUCUUCGAGUACCCGGAGAGCUCGGGCUCCGCGCGCGCCGUCGCCAUCGUCUCGGUCCUGGUCAUCCUCGUCUCCAUCAUCACCUUCUGCCUGGAGACCUUGCCCGAGUUCAAGGACGAGCGCGAGCUGCACCGCCAUCCCCAGGCGGCUGCGGCUGCGGCUCUCCAUCCCCCGCCUUUGGGGGGGCCGGCGGCUUGGGGGGCCAAUGGCAGCAGCGAGGGGGUCGGGGAGCCCUCCUCCUCCGGCUCUGGCCCCACGGCGGCGGCGGCGCCUCCUCCUCGGCUGCCCAGGACCCUGGCCGACCCCUUCUUCAUCGUGGAGACCACGUGCGUCAUCUGGUUCACCUUCGAGCUGCUGGCGCGCUUCCUGGCCUGCCCGAGCAAGGCCGACUUUUGCAGGAACAUCAUGAACAUCAUCGACGUGGUGGCCAUCUUCCCCUACUUCAUCACCCUGGGCACCGAGCUGGCCGAGCCGCAGUCCUCCGGGGGCGGCGGCGGCCAGAACGGGCAGCAGGCUAUGUCCCUGGCCAUCCUCCGGGUGAUCCGCCUGGUCCGCGUGUUCCGCAUCUUCAAGCUGUCCCGCCACUCCAAGGGGCUGCAGAUCCUGGGUAAGACCCUGCAGGCCUCCAUGCGCGAGCUGGGCCUGCUCAUCUUCUUCCUCUUCAUCGGUGUCAUCCUCUUCUCCAGCGCCGUCUACUUCGCCGAGGUGGACCACCAGAAGAGCCACUUUUCCAGCAUCCCCGACGCCUUCUGGUGGGCGGUGGUCACCAUGACCACGGUGGGCUACGGGGACAUGAGGCCCGUCACCGUGGGCGGCAAGAUCGUGGGCUCCCUGUGCGCCAUCGCCGGGGUCCUCACCAUCGCGCUGCCCGUGCCCGUCAUCGUCUCCAAUUUCAACUACUUCUACCACCGGGAGACGGACCACCGCGAGUCGGAGGAGCUGGCCGCCCUCAAGGAGGAGCAGGGCAACCAGAGCCAGGGGCUGGGGCCGGAGGGCAGAGGCCAGCAGCGGAAGGCCAGCUGGAACAAGGGGUCCUUCUGCAAGGGGUCCCCCCCGGAGAAUGCUGAGGGGGCCCGAGGGGGCAGCUGCCCUCUAGAGAAGUGUCACCUCAAGGCCAAGAGCAAUGUGGACCUGCGGAGGUCCCUGUAUGCCCUCUGCCUGGACACCAGCCGAGAGACAGAUUUGUGA
This is a messenger RNA of Pipistrellus nathusii (Nathusius's pipistrelle), 1887 nucleotides long. NCBI's taxonomy places the organism in Eukaryota, Metazoa, Chordata, Mammalia, Chiroptera, Vespertilionidae. The record is from the annotation of a GenBank genome assembly.